AUGGAGGCAAGAAGAUCUGGAAACUAUGAACCAAGCAUUUGGAAUGAUGAUUAUUUGCAGUCAUUAUCUAAUCCUUAUGUGGGAAAAGAGUACUUGGAACUUGCUGAGAAUCUGAAAGAAAAGAUGAGAAUUAUCAUCAAUGAAAUGGAAGACGAGCUAGAUCAACUUGAGCUUAUUGAUAGUUUGCAAAGGCUUGAUGUUUCUUACCACUUUCGGGAUGAAAUAAAGAAAUUAUUGGAGCAAACGUACCAAAAUAGUACUACUGGUCAAAAUAACGAGAACGAAAAGAAUUUAUAUUCAACAGCUCUUAAAUUUAGACUCCUUAGGCAGCAUGGAUACCAGGUCCCUCAAGAGGUUUUCUGCAGUUUCAUGGACGAGGGAGGAAAUUUCCGUGCAGAACUUUCUGGUGAUAUCGAGGGAGUUUUAUCUAUGUAUGAAGCUUCAUUUCUGUCCAUGGAAAAUGAAGGCAUCCUUGGUGAGGCCCGAAAUUUUGCAACUCGACAUCUCAAGGAAAAACGCCAGCAUAUUACAGACCAGGGUCUUGCUGCAGAAGUCAGCCAUGCACUGGAGCUUCCACUGCACUGGAGAGUGCAGAAACUAGAAGCAAAAUGGUUUAUAAAUGUAUACGAGAAUAGACACGACGCAAACCUUAUUUUACUUGAACUUGCUAAGUUGGAUUUCAACAUCGUACAGGCUAUAUAUCAGGAUGAAAUAAAGCAAAUGUCAAGGUGGAAUAAAGAAACUUGUCUUCCAGAAAAGUUGAGCUUUGCUCGGGACAGAUUGGUGGAGUGUUUCUUGUGGGCAUUGGGAUUCACUCCAGAACCUCAAUUUGGAUACUGUAGGAAGGUUUUAACCAAGAUUGCUGUAAUGGUAACAAUAAUAGACGACAUAUAUGAUGUAUAUGGGAGCUUAGAUGAACUUGAACUUUUUACCGAUAUAGUGGAGAGAUGGGACAUCAAUGCAUUGAACCAGCUUCCAGAGUACAUGAGGAUGUGUUUCCUUACUCUCUUCAACUCCACUAAUGAAAUGGCUUACAACAUUCUUAAAGAUCAAGGUCUCAACAUAAUCUCGAACGCUCGGAAAUUGUGGGCAGAGCUUUGUAGACAUUUCUUGAUGGAAGCAAGAUGGUACAACAGUGGGUAUUUUCCCAGCCUCAGUGAGUACCUAAACGCAGCCUGGAUAUCCAUAUCUGGACCUGUGCUUCUUUUUAAUGCUUAUUUUUGCACAAUAAGCCCAUUAACAAAGAAGGAUUUGGGAAGUUUGGAGCAAUAUCUCGGCAUCAUUCACUGGCCAUCACUGGUUGUUCGUCUAGCAGACGACCUAGGAACUUCAUCAGACGAAAUCAAGAGAGGCGACGUUCCAAAAGCAAUCCAGUGUUACAUGAAGGACACGGGGUGUUCUGAAGAGGAUGCUAGAGAUUAUAUUAAGUAUCUAAUUGAUGUGACAUGGAAGAAAAUGAACAAAGAAAUACUAAUGGAAAGCCCCUACAAAGAUUUCGUUGGUACUGCAAUGAAUCUAGCACGGAUUGGUCAAUGCAUGUACCAGUAUGGAGAUGGAUUUGGAGUUCCUCAUCUUGAGACUAAAAAGAAUAUAAUUUCGUUGAUCUUUGAACCAAUUUCCCUGCAUUUGUAA
Molecule: messenger RNA, 1632 nt
Organism: Fraxinus pennsylvanica
Lineage: Eukaryota; Viridiplantae; Streptophyta; Magnoliopsida; Lamiales; Oleaceae
Source: the annotation of a GenBank genome assembly